AUGCCAUCUUGCGAGCUGAUUACAGACCCUGCCAGAUUCACACAGCUGAUGUUCAGUGACCAUUAUGACGGACGCCAGUUUUGUUUCAUCUCUGAUGAUGUUGCAAUGGUUCAGUGGUGUCACGCUGAUGGUAGAGGGUCGCAGGUGAAGGAUGUGAAUGUCUUUGUCGGUGCUAUGACUACGGCCUAUGCGAGGCUCACUCUGUAUGACUUGUUAGACAAGCUGCAGGAACGCAUUCUUUACUGCGACACAGAUUCAGUUAUCUUCACCUCUCAUCCCGGGCAGUGGGUACCCCCUUUAGGACCAUACCUCGGUGAGCUGACUGAUGAGCUCAAUGAUGGCGGGUCUGGAGAGGAUGAUCACAUUACUGAGUUUGUCUCUGGAGGUCCAAAAUGCUAUGCUUAUUACACAAAACAGGGCAAGACUCAGACUGGCCGAAUAUCAGCUGAUGUCUUCAGCAAAAGUUUCUUGGAGUGGAGUGCUGUAAAGUGUGAGGUGGACAGGAUGUGCAAGGAGCCAUGCUUUAGCUGCCCUGCCUGCACUCCAGACAUGCUCGCCGUGUCAGUUGAUGGAAACCGCAAGCUUUAUCGCUUUCAAUCAAAUGCAAGCACUUCAGAGCAGGGGAACUUUGAAGGUGUCUUCAUUGAGAAAGAUGAGGAAGUUGCUGAGUUUGUGAAAUACAUCCAGAGACACACAAAUGAUAUCAAAUGGGGAGGUGCGUUUCAGGAUGGGGCCGGUUCUACAGUUGGAGAAGAGGUGGAACAAGUAAACAGUUUCCUGUCUAGGGCGGCCAUCACAACGAAGUACAUGUCUAAAGCAGGGCGAACAGACAUGCUGAGCCUCCUGGCUUUGGGCUGGAACAAAAGGAAAGUGGAACAACUGGGCCGCACUUUGAGCCAGAGAUAUCUAAAGAUCAUAAGGAUCCUUAGAGAACAAGUGGAGAGCCUGAAUGCGAGCAGAAAUGAGCUGGGUGUGGAUGACGACACACUGCAGCAAUGGGCUGAAGGUGAGUCUCAAUAUAAUGCACUCGUGUAUAACAACAGGACCCACCAUGGCCUCAUUAAUGAAGAUUUCAAAGGCCUUAGUGCAGGGGUAGGGAACGUCUAA
Messenger RNA from Maylandia zebra (zebra mbuna), 1107 nucleotides. The record is from RefSeq and is a predicted model, not a curated record. Lineage: Eukaryota; Metazoa; Chordata; Actinopteri; Cichliformes; Cichlidae.